CGCAUGUUAUGCAAUGUAGUCUCAAAGGUUGUGUACAUUUGUCGGACUUCUCGUCUCGAGAACGAUUUAACGUGACAGUGAAUUCAGACAGUUCGCCAGUUUACAAGCUUCAGCCUGAGAGGAGAAUCUGCAAAGUCUGUCACCAUGAGCUCCUGACGUCUGUCUGUCUGUUCAUACAUCACUAUGAGUGGUGCCGCGCUGGCUGUCGUGGUCGUAGUUGUCUUCUUCUUGGCCCUCUGCCUCCUCCAGCGCUAUGGAGAUUUGCGGAAGCAGCAGCGGAUGGUCCUGUUCGGGACACUGCUCUCCUGGUACCUGUGCUUCCUCAUUGUCUUCAUCCUGCCACUCGAUGUCAGCACGACCAUCUACAAGCAGUGUGUUCAUGACAAUUCAAACCACCCUACUCCUGUAACUCGAGCAAGAGUCAGUAAUGAGGCCGAAGCCAGCUCGUCUUUUUAUCCAUCUGUGAGUGUACCAAAGGUGUGUGAGAAGCCUUGGAGUUACAUCCCAGAUGGUGUCCUACCAGUGUUUUGGAGAGUUGUAUACUGGACUUCCCAGUUUCUUACUUGGCUGCUGUUGCCCUUCAUGCAGUCUUAUGCGCGGUCAGGAGCUUUCUCCAGAGUUGGAAAGAUUAAAACAGCUCUAAUUGAAAAUGCAAUCUAUUAUGGCACCUACCUCCUUAUCUUCAUCUCUCUGGUCAUCUACGUGGCUGCACAUCCACAAUGGAAGUUCACAUGGAUGGAGCUCCAGACCAUCGGUAUUACAGCUGCCAACACCUGGGGCCUCUUCCUUCUGGUGCUGUUGCUAGGCUACGGCCUGGUGGAGAUCCCCCGUUCUUAUUGGCUCUCAUCUUCCCAUGGUUACUUGCUGGCCAAGACCUACUUCAAGGCAGCAAAAAUGGCUACUGAGAAGGCAGCAGCAGAGGAGAACCUAGCCGAUGUUAUGGAGGAGGUGGCAGCUGUCCAUGAAUCUGUGAAGUACAACCACCCUCUCAGGAAGUGUGUGGACACCAUUUUGACAAAGUGUCCCACUGAGUACCAAGAGGAGAUGGGAAGAAAUCUGGAAACCUCUUGUGAGGAACGGAAUAUCCUCCCCAGCAAAAGAGGACUAGUUACGCUUCAUAAAAAAGUAAUCACUGCAGUGCAGAGACAUGGUCAGACUCAGGUUCAGUGGUCUAUCUUGUUAGACCAGGCUUUUCAUCUGGAAGACGUAGCUAAAAGCCAGAGCAGCCCGAUCCGACACUUCGCCCACGGCUUCCCCUCAGCACAACACCACGGCUGGAUCAGUAGGUUCAUCUACACUCCCACUGUGGAGUGGUAUUGGGAGUGUGUGUUCAGGCAGGGUUUCUACAAGCUGCUGGCAGUGCUCCUGGGUCUCCUCUCUGCAGCAGUAGUCUGGUCCGAGUGCACCUUCUUCAGCACACACCCUGUCCUUUCUCUCUUUGCUGUCUUUAUUCAGAUGGCGGAAAAACAGUACAACUACAUUUGUAUUGAGAUGGCGUGCUUUAUCAGUAUCCUCUUCCUGUGCGUGUGCGUGUACUCCACAGUGUUCCAAAUACGAGUUUUCAACUACUAUCACCUGGUCCCACAUCACCAGACUGAUGCUUACAGCCUGCAGUUCAGCGGCAUGCUGUUUUGUCGUCUAACUCCUCCUUUGUGCCUCAACUUUCUGGGCCUGAUUCACAUGGACUCUGCCAUCUCACACCAGGACAGAAUACAGACAUCCUACACCUCUAUCAUGGGCUCUAUGCGUCUGCUAUCUUUCAUAUCAGAUGGGUUCUACAUCUAUUAUCCCAUGCUGGUUUUGCUGCUUUGCUUUGCCACUUUUUACAACCUGGGCUCUCGCUGUUUGAACCUCCUGGGCUUCCAUCAGUACAUCACUGACGAUGACUUGACCUCUGACCUGGUGGAUGAAGGCAAGGAACUCAUCAGAAGAGAGAGAAGGAAAAGACAGAAAGUUGAAGAUGGAGGAAAUCGAAGCUGGGCCUGGAGGGAGCGGUAUGGAGUCCAGGGGACCAGAGCUGGUUACACUGAGUUAAAGGAUAACCAAAACAGCCCUUUAACAGACAUCAAGAAAAGUGUUGUCAAAUUCACCAGAAGAGACAGAGAGACAGAGGAGCAGCAGACAGGCUUACUGCAAGACAACUCCAGUGAUGAAAGUUCACCAAACAGAAGUAGAACUACCGGAGGACGCUACCUGUCUCUGUCAGCUUCUAGGACGGACUUCUUUGAUGAUGUUUGAUAGACUGAGGACGUAAAGGGAAUGCAAAAAAACUAGUACAUGCUGGAAAUACUGUGAAGACCUAAAAUGUAUAUUUUCUUGAAAAAAACUCUAAAUGCACAGAAUGAUAUCUCAGGAAAUACAGAGGACGAGAACGUAUCUGAGAUGCAUAUUUUAUCAGGUAGCAGAUUAAACUGAAAACUCUAAUAAAGGCUUUUUAUGUCUCUGUAACUGCUUUAUACCAAGAGAUCAGUAACUGUAAAGGGAUGUUUCUCGACCAAAGCCUUAACGUGUUUGCAGUUGUGUUUCAUAAAGAGACAGAUGGAUGAAAUAGAUGUUGACACAGUUAUGCACAUGUAGUAACUUAUUGUAUAUGAAGAAAUUCAUUGUUGUCUGAAUGUUUAUACAUUUAAUUUAUGAAUUAUAUUGUCCACUGUACUUGAAACAAAAUGAAAACAGUUUACAUGUGCUCAAAGGGAAGAUACUUACAGCCUAAACAUGUUUCAUGUUAAAAGCUUUGUGUUUGUGGACUAUAUGUUGAUGAUAUUUGCUAAACAUGACUUGUAGGCAAUAUGAUCUGUAACCUGUUAGUUUCUGUAAGAGUUUGCAAUUGUGUGCCAACCCUGAUACUUUGCCCUUUCAUUUUAUUUUUUGUUGGAUUAUGAAUGAGUUACAAUGUUGUGCAUCAGUGCACAUGAUGCAAUGUCUCAUAAAGAUCCACAUCUUAAAAUGUUCAUUGUACUGUAAAAAGUAGUUGAAAUGAGUGUCUCUAAAGUAAAGAGGGUGCUCAUAAUU
This is a messenger RNA of Toxotes jaculatrix (banded archerfish), 3012 nucleotides long. RefSeq names its product LMBR1 domain containing 2a (gene lmbrd2a). NCBI's taxonomy places the organism in Eukaryota, Metazoa, Chordata, Actinopteri, Toxotidae. The transcript is spliced from 18 exons. Gene Ontology annotation, biological process: adrenergic receptor signaling pathway. Gene Ontology annotation, cellular component: membrane. Bases 184 to 2238 code for a protein of 684 amino acids. The record is from RefSeq and is a predicted model, not a curated record.